Molecule: messenger RNA, 2566 nt
Organism: Mesoplodon densirostris (Blainville's beaked whale)
Lineage: Eukaryota; Metazoa; Chordata; Mammalia; Artiodactyla; Ziphiidae
Gene: DKKL1
Product: dickkopf like acrosomal protein 1
Exons: 5
Coding region: 250-1044 (264 amino acids)
Biological process (GO): negative regulation of canonical Wnt signaling pathway
Molecular function (GO): receptor antagonist activity; co-receptor binding
Source: RefSeq, a predicted model, not a curated record
GGGUCUGGACACCUGGGUCUGAGGGAGGAAUAAUGGGGACCAGGAAACCUGUCUGUAUCUGAAAGAGGAGGAAGCUGGGGGCCAAGAUUCCUGAGUCUGGAGGAGGAAUGGUCUGGGGACCUGGACUCCUGGCUACCCUCUAGUGUCGUUUGUGUGUUGGAGAUGUGGAAGUGAUUGAUAGGAAAACAAAAGAAUCCUGUUCAGCGUCAAGUAUAUUUUUGAGACUAGAGCCUCCCGGCCGUUCCCGCAAUGUGGCACCCGCUGGUCCUGUUGCUGCUGCUCCACUCUGCCUCGGUGCCCCCCUCCACUGCAGCCCCGAUCCGCGAUGGUGACGCCCAGGAGAGCUCCUCGGGUGUUCUAGGUGUCCAGAGUCUACUCCAAGGCUUCAUCCGGCUUUUCCUGAAAGCAAGCGCUGCCGUGUGUUGGGGAAAAGAAGAGCCCCAGGAUGACCUGCUGCGGGGCAUGGACAGCUUCUUCUCUGCUCCUAUGGACUUCCGGGGCCUCCCUAGGAACUACCACCACGAAGAGAACCAUAAGCACAGGCUGGGAAACAAAACUCUCUCCAGCCACCUCCAGACUGACAAGGUGACCAACAACGAGACAGGAGAGGUGCUGAUCUCUGAGAAGGUGGUGGCAUACAUCGAGCCAGGAGAGGGGAGCUUGCAGGGUGACUGGAAGGUUAGGACACGCCCCCAGCAAAGUGUCCAAGCCCAAACACUUUGUGUAGUUUCGGAGGAAAAGGUAACCAAGAAAGAGGAGAAGGAGGCCCUGGUGCCUGUCCCAAAGGCCGUGGACAACUUCCACCCGGAACCCCACCCUCGAAUGGUCUUCUGGACCAUGAAGCUGCCACGGCAGAGGUCCCACCAGGAUGCCCAGAAGAGCGGCCACCGGCUCAGUGAGAAGCAACACCGACCGCACGCCAUCCGGGAUGGGCUCCGAGAGGGGACCCACAAGGACGUCCUCGAAGAGGGGACCCAGAGCUCCUCUCAUGCCAGGCUGCCUGCCCGCAAGACCCACUUCCUAUAUAUCCUCAGGCCCGCCUAGCAGUUAUAGGGGUAGGGACCGGGGAACACCUGCAUGUACCCCCCCCACCAGACCCCGCCCCAGGCACCAUAUGGACAUUAAACUUUUCCUUACAUCCAGCAGCACUGUCUCCUUUGGAGAUCUGUCCUCAGGCCUCAGCCAGCCAGGCCAUGGCAAGUCCCCCCAGCCCUAACCUUCAGCAUGACAUCUGGCUGAGCUGUUAGUUCCUGCCAAUGUCUCUGUGUUGUUUUCUGAUUCGGACGCCGUCUGUCUUCUGAUUCAGCAACUCUGUGACCUCCAGCCCCAUCAGUAUCCUCAGUCCCCAUCCCUGUCACCUCCAGCUCCGUCUGCCCUCCGGCUCCCAGCCCUUUCACUCCAGUCCUGUCUGUCCACUCUGCCCUUGCAUUAGUUUCCUGUUACUGCUGCAAAAAAUGACCGCCAAGGUAGCAACUUAAAACAACACAAAUGUAUCCUCUCACGGGUCUAUAGGUCAGAAAUCCAGGAUGGCUGGGCUGGUCCUCUGUGCAGGUAUCACAAGGGCAACAUCAAGGUGUUAGCCAGCGGGAUUCUUACCUGGAGGCUCUGGGACAGCUCUGCUUUGAAGAUCAUUCAGGUUGUUGGCACAAUCAAGUCCCUUGGGGUUGAACUGAGGUCCCUGCUUCCUUGCUGGCUGUCACCGGGGCCACCCACACUUAGUUCCUAGGGGUCUCGCGCUGGUUUUUGCAUGUGGAUCCCAUACUUCAAAUCUCACACGUGGAAUCUCUCUGUAUUUCCCUUCUGCCCCAUCUCCCUUAUGCUUUCCUCUUCCUCUUCCAGCAGGAGAGAGUUCUCUGCCUUGGAGGGCUCAUGGGAGUGGAUUCAGCCCACCUGGACAACAUAUUAAACAGGUUCCAUGAAUUAGAGGGGGGCCAUCUUUGGGGGGCCAUUAUUCUGUCCAGACCCUGUCACCUCCAGCCCCCAAGUCUGUGUCUCCAGCCCCAUCUCUGUUACAUCCACCUGUCUCCACUCUCUCCUCUUUGUCUUUUCAUCCCCUGACACUCAAUGUACACGCCGACUCCAUCUCGAGUUGCUCUGUGUCUCUCUCCCUCUGUCCCUCUGUCUGUCCCUCCAUGAGCGUCACCUCAGACUGUAACUCUGCAAGCCAGGCCUGCUGCCGCAGCCAAACCUGGAAGCUCAGAGACCCUGUCUUGGGUGCCCUGCCACUGUGCCCCCGUCCCCCAUCCUCAGAGCACCCCCUAUUCCCUCCAAGACCCCUCUCUCAAGACCCACCAUUGAGGGACUUCCCUGGCGGUCCAGUGGUUAGGACUCCACACUUCCACUGCAGGGGGCGCAGGUUCGAUCCCUCACUGGGAAACUAGGAUCCCGUACACCAUGCUGUGUGGGCAAAAAAAAAAAAAAAAAAAAUUGAGAAGGCACAUCAGGGUCUUUAUGGUGCUGCGUCUUGUAGGGGUGCAGGCACAACAUGCACUUUCUCCCUCGAAGCCCAGGUUCAGGGUUGGAUCCCCCCACAGAGAGACUCAGUAUAUUCAGGAAACUAGCAAUG